Purpureocillium lilacinum is the source of this 297-nucleotide messenger RNA. The record is from RefSeq and is a predicted model, not a curated record. NCBI's taxonomy places the organism in Eukaryota, Fungi, Ascomycota, Sordariomycetes, Hypocreales, Ophiocordycipitaceae.
AUGGCUUCAAUUGCGCUGCAGCCCGCGCAGCCCAGCAGCCCGCGAUGCCUUCAAUUGCGCUGCAGUCCGCGCAGCCUAGCAGCCCGCGAUGGCUUUAAUUGCUUGCUGCAGCCCGGCAGCCCGCGAUGGCUUCAAUUGCCUGCUGCAGCCCGGCAGCCCGCGAUGCCUUUAGUUGCUGCAGCGGGCUACGUGCGCAGGCCGCUGGAAUGGCACUGUAGCACCCCGGCAGGCCUAUUUUUAGCGCUCGUGAUAGGGGCUCUUAGUGGCUAUACGGGCCUUAGCAGCGGAGUUAUAUAA